Molecule: messenger RNA, 1788 nt
Organism: Linnemannia hyalina
Lineage: Eukaryota; Fungi; Mortierellomycota; Mortierellomycetes; Mortierellales; Mortierellaceae
Source: the annotation of a GenBank genome assembly
AUGAUCCUACCAAGGUCACCGUUCGUCAAGCUGAUGCUUGCAGUCUUUGUCGUCCUUGCCAUCACAGCUUACACUCUCAGUGGCCGGCCAUCGUUCGACAAGGACUACUGGAGCUUUAGACAGCAACAGGAAGCAGAGAAGGAUUACAAGUCGAGACAACAGCACCAGCAGGAGCAGUAUCAGCAAGAACAGGAACACCCUCGUUUCCCUGCUGAAGGGAGCAAAGAGCGGGUGCCUUUGAGCACAUUCAAGGUCCCUGAGUCGCUUCACCUCACCCACGAUGUCGCCAUCCCUCACAGCAUCCCACCCUGGACAAAAGCCGACACGGACAUGCUCGACACCAGCAUUGGAUACACCCUCAAGACCGAUAUGCUUCGUCAGGAAUACCGCAAAAACGAGGAUCUCUCCAAGCACCCCGAGCGACUCAACUUUGCUGAACUCUCUCGCGCUGAGCGGGUCUACAAGGCUCUCUGGAACCAUGUCUACCCCAUCUACCAAUCCCUCAAGGGCAGCGAUAAGGAUCGCGAGAGCCAAUUGAUCGCAUUGUCAAAGACAAGACCCGAGGUCGAUUUCUUCUUGGGUCUCGAGAGGCGCCUCUACCCUUGGUUGCAUUAUGGUCGUCGCACUUCGUUCUCGCUUCAUGGAACCUACAAAGGCAGAGGAUUGGUCUUUUGUGCGGGCAACAACCAGUUCGAGUUUGUGGUGACGGCUAUUCAGGCGAUCAGGAACCGACUCCAGUCCAAGCUGCCCAUUCAAAUCUUCCAUAUGGGCGAGGAAGACCUCUCCAAGCCUCGCCAGCAGUACUUGAAGGACAUGGCUGCAGGAAUCGAGGUCAUUAAUGUGGCCGACAUCUUGGACAAUGACUCCAUGAAGCUUGGUGGAUGGGCCAUCAAACCCUUUGCCAUGCUUGCCUCCAACUUUGAGGAAGUCAUGUUUGUCGAUGCUGAUGCCUACUUCUUACAGGAUCCUGAGGUGUUGUAUGAUGAUCCAGGAUAUAUGGCAACUGGCGCAUUGUUCUUUUUCGACAGGACCUUGUUCCCUGACUGGACAAAAGGAUCGGACUGGCUCAAGUCGAUUCUCCCCAUCAUGUCGAGCUUCCCGCCUAAGUCUCGCAUGUUCAACUUGUUAACCGCACACGAACAAGAGUCAGGCGUCGUCCUUAUCAACAAAAAGACGCGGUUCCUCGGCCUGUUGGGAACCUGCAAGAUGAACGGCAAGUGGGAGCGUGACUUGGUCACUUACAAGGUCUUCCAUGGCGACAAGGAGACAUUCUGGACAGGAUUUGAGAUGGUCCAGGAGCCCUACGCGUUCAUGCGCAACUAUGGUGGUGUGAUUGGAGAGCUGCGACCGGAUAAUGACAAGGCCGUCUGUGGAGCACAGCUGCACGAGGACCAUAAAGGAAACCCGCUCUGGUGGAACGGUGGGCUGUACCGCAACAAGAACGCGGGCGUGAACCGGUACCUGACGUUUGAUUACUGGAUGACGGGAGGCGGACAUCAAAAGCACCGGGAGAGAUAUACACGCGACAGGGAGACGAUGAUCCAGGUGUUGUUGGAAGCGGGGGUCGAGAACAGCGAUGCGUUGCAGUUAGAGCCAAUGGAUGCGGCAUGGGAUUUUGGAGAGAGUUGUUUGAGUGGUGCGAAGGUGAAUGUCUUGACGCAGCGGGAGAAGGUACUGGCGAAUGGGUAUGUGAAGAUUGACGAGAUUGCGCGUGAGGACGGACAAACGUUCCAUAACGGCGGCACUGUCGAUCCUCGCACCCAUGACUGGGACGCUGCCACCGCGUAG